AUGGAGCUGGAGAAUCGGCUCAAGGCCUACAAGUUUGUAGCCAGCUCGACCGUAGCGUUUUCGAUUGUGUCGAUUGUUACCGUAUGCUUCACGAUACCAUUGCUACAACAGUAUGUGAGCAAAGUGAAUGUGGGUGUGGACAAGGAGAUGGCGUUUUGUAGGGUAGGUUAAUGAGGAAGAGAGGAGGGGGGGGAGGGAGGUUAGAUAAACUUUUUUUUUCUUUGUCUAGGGGGGGGUGAAUGGAAUUAGAUAUAAUAGCAAGAACUUUCUUUACAAAACAUAAAAUAGCAAGAACUUUCUUUACAGUUAAAAUUAAAAACUAACUGCCAUUUUCUAACCUCACCCUUAUUCCAGGCGUCCAUUCAAGACAUCUUAACAGAAGUCAAUCACCUUUUGUCACUCCCCGCCAACCGCACGGCACGUCAAGCCGGCUACAGUGCCUCUUCACAAAGCAGCUGCCAAGCCUGCUGUUCUGGCGGUGAGCCCGGACCAGCCGGUGCACCAGGCCAACCAGGCCGGCCCGGAAACAAUGGCUCACCAGGGUCACCAGGCCAACCUGGUCGGUCGAACGCCCAACCUUGCGACGUUCUCUCUCCACCACCGUGCCGACCAUGUCCAGCCGGUCCACCCGGCCCGCCCGGCCCACCAGGUAUUCCAGGCGAGAAGGGCUUGGACGGUCAGCCGGGCCAAUACGGUGGAAAUGCGAUGGCUGGUCCACCAGGACCACCCGGUCUACCUGGUCAACCUGGUGCACCCGGUCAGCCAGGCUCACCAGGUCAGCCCGGUCAGAACGCGCAGAACGACGAUCGCGCUGUGGCAGCACCCGGUCCUCCAGGUGAGCCAGGACCACCUGGUCAGCCCGGUUCACCCGGACAGCCUGGUCAGCCAGGUGAGCCAGGCAAGCAGGGUAAUCGUGGAGCACCAGGAGAGAACGGCCGGCCCGGGAACGAUGGAAACCAAGGAUCGCCAGGCAGUUCAGGACAGCCAGGCAGGGGUGGGGAGCGAGGAAUUUGUCCGAAGUAUUGCUCUAUUGAUGGCGGCGUCUUCUUUGAAGAUGGUACUCGACGUCGCUAGUACUGACAUUCUUUUUUGGUAGUAUGAGAAGAUUUUGAAAUGUUGGAAUGUGCUGUGAAUUUUGAGUUUUUUUUAAUAAUUGUGAAUAAUAAAGAUUACUAUAAUAACAAAAAAAUUUUGUUUGGUUUAAAGUGUUAAACAAAGUCUUGUCGUCAGUUUCUAUUGUUUUGUACUGUAAAAAGCGACAGAUUGACAUGCUUGUUAUAAUAUCAAAAGAUAAGAGCGUAUAAUCUUUCAUUACGUUGCUUGGAAGGAUAGAACAAGGCGUUGUAAAGCAGUUUAGUUAAGAACAAAGCCUUUUAGGGCAGGGCAGUCAAGAGCAGGGCAUUAAAAAACAAAGCUUUGGUAAGGUAGGGUAGGGUAGGGUAGGGUAGGGUAGGGUAGGGUAGGGUAGGGUAGGGUAGGGUAGGGUAGGGUAGGGUAGGGUAGGGUAGGGUAGGCAUUAUAUAUACAUUUGUCAUUACAGUUCUAAAACCUGUAAUUUGACCAGUUAUUGUAUAACUGUAACGUAGCUUUUAAAAUAAUAAAGUAAUUGUUUUGACGUUUUUUCUCCGAACUUACCACCAAUUCCUUUCCGACAGUAAAUUAUGUUGUUCAUUGUCUCUGGGUCAAAGGUAUCGGAGAACAAGAAAGACGAUGACGAAGUGACUCAUUCACCACACUUCAAUACCGGUUUUUAUAUUACACGCCCUAGCCCUAGCCCUAGCCCUAGCCCUAGCCCUAGCCCUAGCCCUAGCCCUAGCCCUAGCCCUAGCCCUAGCCCUAGCCCUAGCCCUAGCCCUAGCCCUAGUCUUUGCUCUGGCUCGAAGUCCAAGCCAAGCCAAGCCAAACCAAGCCAAGCCAAGCCAAGCCAAGCCAAGCCAAGCCAAGCCAAGCCAAGCCAAGCUGCCAAGCCAAGCUAAGCUAGCUAGCCAAGCUAAGCCAAGCCAAGCCAAGCCAAGCCAAGCCAAGCCAAGCUAA
Molecule: messenger RNA, 2034 nt
Organism: Bursaphelenchus okinawaensis
Lineage: Eukaryota; Metazoa; Nematoda; Chromadorea; Rhabditida; Aphelenchoididae
Source: the annotation of a GenBank genome assembly